This is a messenger RNA of Amblyraja radiata (thorny skate), 1790 nucleotides long. Its product is annotated as testis-specific serine kinase substrate-like. The record is from RefSeq and is a predicted model, not a curated record. The transcript has 10 exons. Bases 1 to 1596 code for a protein of 531 amino acids. Gene Ontology annotation, molecular function: protein kinase binding. Gene Ontology annotation, cellular component: centriole. Lineage: Eukaryota; Metazoa; Chordata; Chondrichthyes; Rajiformes; Rajidae.
AUGUCUGCAGAGCAAGUAAACCUGAGCUUAAAAACACUGAUGAGUAGCCUUACAAGAGAAUUAUCCAGUUCUAAUACAAAAAGAAAAAGCAAAUUAUCUGAAAUUGCUGAAUUCUUUAUUGGGUUUAGAAAGCGGCAAUAUGUUCAGAUGGAAGAUAAGACAAUUUGGCAGUCCCUAGAGUUUGAGAAGGGUGAAGUUGAAGAAACAUGCGUAUGUCCCGAGGGCCAACAAAUAUCUUCUGAGGAGUUUGAUGAAACACAAAGUGCUUUGAACUGGCUGUACAAUUAUACAGUUGGUUCUACACCUGACCCUUUGGACAUCAUGUGGGUUGGGUUGAAACGAACUUAUGGAUGCUCAGAUAUUUCAGUCAAAAGUAUUAUCAAUAAUGCUAAAAAGAAAAACCAAGAGUAUGAGUGCGAAGCUGUUGAAGCCUCAGUAGAUAGCAUACAGCGGAAAGCAGCAGCUGUGAGGGAAAACUCCUCUCUGCUGGAGUUAAAAUUGCGACAACUCUGCAGACGUAUCAAAGAGGACACCAUGAAGAAACACAAAAAGAUUAAAGUCGAUCUGAGCAAGAGACUCAGAAAGCGGAGUCUUACUGAUGAGAUUGGGUCAUCAAGCUAUCACAACCCCAAUGAGAGUUUAUGCCAGACACUUGAAUACGUGGUUGCCACUAUGUCUGACCUGGAGGUGAUGAUGACAGACAUUAUAAACACCAUUGAGGAGGACCCCAAUACUGACAGAAUGCCUGAGAAGGAUCCCAUGACAUCCAGGAAAGAUUCUGAAACUCGAAACAUGCCACACAAGCCCAAAUCUUUAUCAUCUGUGUUGGAGGAAGUCAGGAAGACUCUGGUGGAUUUUAACUCGGAAUAUCAUGAAGAUGUUGCCCUGACAGAAGAAGUGUCCAAGCAGACGGACAAAAUCAAAGAGAAGAUGAGCUGUUUAUUGAACCAGUGGGAGGUCAGUCAAGAGCAAGAGUCCAGUUUGCAUAAAAUGCUUGGAGACUUCAGAAAUGAAACAAACGACAUUUCUAUCAGCAUGAAUGAAUCUUCUGAUGCUAUAUCCAAAAUUGCAUCGGACACCAAUGAUCUCACGGGAAUUCAAUCACUUUUAGAAGCUAUUUUGGUUGAACUACACAGAGCCAAUGACCUGAGUCAGAAAAGUAGUUACUUACUGACCAAGCCACAGAGUGGAAAUGUCCUUGAAUGCUGCUUCAGUGCAGAGGCGGUGCAGCAGGUUCUGAAAAAGUCAACAUCCUCGAUAGCAGAGGAAAUUCAUCGCAUGGAGGACAGUACCUAUAAGGAAGUGAAGACCUGGAGGCAAAAAGUUGAGGACUUGCGUCACCAGCUGCACCAGGAACAUUUUCGUUGCUGCAGCAUGGAAUAUGAAACUCGUCUCAUCAGAGAUGAAAUCAUGCAGUUACAGACGCAUCUGUUCUGUGAACAGUCAUCUGAAAGUUUUAAAAAGUCCAACACCGAGGACAUCUUCCGUAAAAUUUGUGAAAUAUGUGAUCGCGUCCAAGAACUCAGCCAGGGGACUAGUCAUCCUUUACAAGAUAAAAAAAGCAGCUUCACCGUGUCCUCAGUGCAGAGGAGCUGACUGCUGAAACCUUGAGUGAUAAAUAAGCCCACUGGAAAUAAACCUCAACAAGGAAAUCUAGGAUUUCUGUCUCCAUCCUGCAGAUUGAAGCCUGCUUGUGUAAAAUCUACUGGACGGCAUUGAAGUAUCAUUGCUCUUUAUAGUUUAAUUUCCAAGGUCAGAUAAUUACCUGCAAUAAAUUCUGUCAUAGAUAA